AUGCACAGCAACAUCCUCUUCCUGCCGUUCCGAAAGUCGCACUCGGUCAACCUCACCGACGCGAUCAAACAGUACAUAUCCUCCAAGUAUGACCAGCAUCCGGAUAUGUUCACGCAGGACCUGGAGAGGAUCGAAAAGCUCCGAUCCCAGGCUACGCAUGCGCAGGAACCGCAUCCAAGCAACAUCCCGAAGCUACAGCAGUACGCGGCGCAGCUGACAUGGCUGAGCGGAAAGUUUCCAGUCGAUAUUGGAGUGGAAUUUCCAUGGUAUCCUGCGCUGGGGUACAACACGAACCGCCCUACUUCCCGAAACAACCUCCGAUUCGAGCUCGCCAACAUCAUGUUCAACCUCGCGGCCAUGUACUCGCAGCUAGCCAUGUCGUCGAACCGAAGCACACCAGACGGACUGAAGGUGGCAGCCAACAACUUCUGCAUGGCAGCGGGCGUACUGGCCCAUCUGCGGAACACAAUUCUCCCGGAGCUUCGCACAGAGCCCCCAGAGGAUAUGGAUGUCAUGACGCUGGAGUCGCUGGAGAAGCUCAUGCUCGCGCAGGGUCAAGAGUGUUUCUGGCAGAAGGCUGUCAAGGACGGCUUGAAGGAUGCGACCAUCGCUAAGCUGGCUGCACGCGUCUCCGAUCUCUACGAUGAAGCGAGGGAAGCGGGUAUACAGUCAGAUGCUAUCAGCAGCGAGUGGAUACACCAUAUGAACGCCAAGCACCACCACUUUGCCGCGGCUGCGCAGUACCGAGCGGCGUGCGAUAGCUUGGAGAAGCGUAAAUAUGGAGAGGAAGUUGCACGGCUGCGGGAUAGCCUCUCGUGCGUCAAUGAGGCUCUCAAAGAACAGCGUUACAUCAACAAGCUCGUACUGGCGGAUUUGAAUGGCUUGAAGAACCGCGUGUCAGAAGACUUGAAGCGUGCGGAGAAAGACAACGACAUGAUCUACCUUCUGCCAGUAACGCCGAAGGCUGAGCUCAAGAUACUGGACCGCGCAAACAUGGUGGUAUCGAGAAUACCGAAAGAGGUGGCCGAAUCCAACUCUAUGCUGGGCGAGCGCGGCGAACUAGGACCUGCAUUGUUCUCGAAACUCGUUCCCUACUCUGUUCAUCUGGCGGCGAGCAUUUACGUGGAUCGCCGUGACCGACUGGUCAAUAACACAAUCGUUGAGGAGCUGGAAGGACUUACAACCCAGAUUCACGAGGUACUCCGGAGUCUUAACCUUCCAGGGUCGUUACAGGCGUUGGAGAAGCCUCUGGGUCUACCACCAGGUCUCAGUGCUCACGCAGAGGAAAUUCGACAACAAGACGGCAUCAACAGGCUACUGCGAUCUAUGGAGGAUACAAAGAAACUGAUGUACAGCGACCAGGCCAUCUACCAUGAAGGUGUUGAUAUUCUCAAGACUGAAGCGAACGACGACGAAGGUGCGCGGAGAAAGUAUGGCACAGAACUUUGGACACGCGCAGCAGCUGAGAGAGCAGCGCCGAAGCUUUACGCCCAAAUCAACGAGAUUGACGGUUACUUCAAAGCAGCGACAAAUAGCGAUAACAUCGUUAAGACCAAGCUCAAGGAGAACGAGCACUUCAUACAGCUUUUGAGCGGACCGGACCACGAUCUUGAGAACUAUGUGCCCAGUGGUCGAAGGCCUGCGAUUACUGGUGAUGUAGAGCGAGAGGCUGGCAAACUACGAGGCUGCUUCAACGAGGUCAGCCGGCUAGAGAGCAGAAGGCGGCGCAAGGUCGAAGUUCUCAGGACCAAAGCAAAGCAAGAUGACAUUAAUCCCGAACUGCUUCGAGAAGCCGCUCGCUUAGAGCGGGAGUACCCAAUGCAGACCAUCGAGGCGGUGCAGUUCGAAAGCCUCUUCGAUAAGCGACUACAGAUGUACGAUGCUGACCAAGACAUGGUCCAAGAGGAAGAGAAGGAGCAAGCAGACGCCAUCAAGCGGUUACAAGACGCCAACGCUGCUUUCCUCGUCGCUCGCCGUGGUGACCAAUCAACGAAGAAGCGCGAACAAGCGCUGCAGAACCUGGAGAAUGCUUAUUUCAAGUACAAGGAGAUCAUCUCGAAUCUCGAUGUCGGGCGCAAGUUCUACAACGAUCUUGCGAAGAUCGUCAGUCGGUUUAGAGACGACGCGCGGAGCUUUGCGUAUCAGCGGAAGUCCGAGGCUUCGCAGAUCGAGGCGUAA
This is a messenger RNA of Parastagonospora nodorum SN15, 2178 nucleotides long. RefSeq lists its product as hypothetical. The record is from RefSeq and is a predicted model, not a curated record. The transcript is spliced from 2 exons. Gene Ontology annotation, molecular function: protein binding. NCBI's taxonomy places the organism in Eukaryota, Fungi, Ascomycota, Dothideomycetes, Pleosporales, Phaeosphaeriaceae. Gene Ontology annotation, cellular component: endosome. The coding region runs from base 1 to 2178 and encodes 725 amino acids.